This is a messenger RNA of Pseudophryne corroboree (corroboree frog), 1737 nucleotides long. Its product is annotated as ribonuclease H1-like. Gene Ontology annotation, biological process: DNA replication, removal of RNA primer. The record is from RefSeq and is a predicted model, not a curated record. Lineage: Eukaryota; Metazoa; Chordata; Amphibia; Anura; Myobatrachidae. Bases 194 to 838 code for a protein of 214 amino acids. Gene Ontology annotation, molecular function: nucleic acid binding; magnesium ion binding; RNA-DNA hybrid ribonuclease activity. The transcript is spliced from 7 exons.
ACAUGCCCGCCGCCUGUUGCCCCUCCCCCUUAUCGGGUUGCAGCGGCCAUUUUCAGUGCAAAGUUUGCCCCGUUUGGAAGCAGGAGUGCUGUGCUGCCGCCGCGGAGUGUCCCCAGUGAUUCGCCUGCUCCCGCUAAACCGUGUCUGUCCCCUGCCGGUAUCUUGUCCUCUGCCUGCGGAUUACUGUACGGAGAUGUCGUUCUACGCGGUGAAGAAAGGACGCAAUCAGGGAGUGUACAACUCGUGGGAUGAGUGUAAGGAGCAGGUAGACCGCUUUCCAUCGGCCAGAUACAAGAAGUUUGCUUCAGAGGAUGACGCCAGGCAGUUUGUAAGGGACGGCCGGGAAGCCCCGUCCCGUUAUAGAGAAAGUGAUUCCGCAGUUGUGUACACUGACGGCUGCUGUUCACGGAAUGGACAACCUAGGGCACAAGCUGGAGUUGGUGUGUACUGGGGUCCGGACCACCCUCUGAAUGUGUCAGAAAGGCUGGAAGGAAGGCCGACAAAUCAACGCGCAGAAAUACAGGCAGCAUGUAAGGCGCUAGAACAGGCUAGAAGCCAGAAUCUCUCAAAAAUUGAGAUACGCACGGACAGCGAGUUUACGAUUAAUGGUGCCACUAAGUGGACAUCUAACUGGAAGGACAAUGGCUGGAAGACUGCCAGUGGCGGGGAGGUCAAAAACAGAGAAGACUUUGAAAAACUGGAUCAUCUUUCACAUGGGAUUGAUGUUAAUUGGAAACACAUUCCAGGUCAUGCUGGUUAUCAAGGAAAUGAAGAAGCUGAUAAACUCGCCAGAGCUGGAGCCCAAAAAUCAUCCUCGGGAACCAGAUACCGGUGGUAGUUGUCAAGUGUCCCGCACACCCAUUACAUAGUUAUUAGGUCUGACUAUCCGUUACGUUUAUGUUUAGCUUCCAUAUUCUACAAACUACACACAUUCCACUCUUAUGUGACCAAUAGAGGAAUUGUUUAAGGCAGAUUAAUUUAUACCAGAGCCAUUCAACGAAGGCUCACUAACCCGCUAGUUUACCCCAGUGGGUACAAAUGUGCGCUUUUCCUUGCAGCCUCGAGAGCUAUGAGGGAAAAAUCGUGAUUAAAUGCAUCCUCUGGGGGCUUAACAUGCAGGGAAACCCAUAGAGUCUGUCUCUUAAUGUGGGACACCUGGCAUUAAACCUGGAGCUUUACCCACGGGUAAUUUAAUCUGCCCCUUUCAGUAUAUUUUCUUUUAAUAUAACCAUAUAAAAUUAAUCUCCUAAACAAAAGCCCCAAAACGUUGUCUGUUUUCAGGUCUGGGGUAGUCUGCAGUGUUAGCAAGUAUAAUCUACGGAUGCUAGUUGUUGUAUUUUCACUUUGUAAGGGCCUUUGUUUAUUAAUAUGCUAUAAAAAGGCAAAGUGCACGUUCUGCAAAUACUAUAAAUGACAGCACGUUAUAUGUUAUGUUUUAGUAUGUACUGUUGUUUUGUUACGGAAUUUGGAGCUUAACUAUAGUCUUUUAGCAUUGUGCAAAAUCAAUGAUGCAGGUCUGUUUUUCAUCUACAAAUAGUGCUGUAAUGCCUGUAAUUUCUGCGCUGAUAGAAAAGUUUCUAUCCUCAUUCAUAGGCAAAGUGGUUUGCUGGUGAAAAUAAUAACAGCUGUUUUACCACAAUUUUUUUUAGAGGUUUGGAAUGUUUUAUGGUAAAAAAAAAAAAAAAGAAAGGUAGUGUCAAAAAUUUUAUGUUUUAUUAAACAACCAUAUAAACUUGA